CUGAGCUGCAAAUUCGUCAUGUAUAAAUAUCCGCACGUUCGGGAACACUAUCACUCUACCCUGGGACUGAUAGCAUUUUAGGAUGCUGUGGUCUUCAUCUCUUCUCUUGGUCUUUGCGGGCCUUGCGGCAGCCGAAUAUGGUUGGGACGCUGGAUACCAGUACGUCUACAACAUCGACGCUAGGACAUUCACCGGCAUGCACCAAGUUUCUGACCAAUUUUCAGGAAUCUAUAUUUCUGGAAAGCUUUACGUUUACGCCGGACCAGAUGACAAAGUGACAUUCAAGUUCCAAAGAUUGAAUUACGCCGACCUCCACCAAAACUUCAGCGGCGGCUGGGAUGGAGAUUUUGGUCAAUAUCAGCUCAACUUUAAAAGUCUCUCCAACGAUGGCGUAGCCCAAGCCUACAUCAAAAAUGGCAUGGUCAACUCCUUUGUAGUAGAUAAAGGAACAUCGAAUUCAACAGUCAACCAAAUGAAGUCCAUCUUAAGUGCAUUACAGAUUGAUAUGCUUGGUCAAAAUUUGAAGAAAUCUAAAAUGAAUGAUGUACCAAAAGGUCCACAACAAUUUGGUAUUUACAAGACAUCGGAGGACUCGAUUACCGGAGAAUGUGAAACCAUAUACGAUGUGACUCCUUUGGCUCGUUACGUCGUGCAGAGUCAGCCGGAACUAGUGCCUCUCCCCCAUUUGAGUGAUGAUGAAGAAUUUAUUGACAUAGUCAAGACCAAGAACUUCUCUUCUUGUAAGAAGCACAUGAUGUACCAUUACGGAUUCAAUGGCCAUGAAGGAUGGAAAGCUGGAUCCAAUCAAAUGGGAAAUUUCCUUUCUAGAACAUCUCAGAGUAGAUUAGUCGUUUCUAAAAAACAGAAAAGUUAUAUAAUUCAGUCAUCCGUAACCACAGAAAAGGUAAUCGUCGCCCCACAUCUGUAUAAUAGCCAAAAAGGAAUCGUUUUUAGCAGGUUGAACCUUACUCUGGAAGACUACAGCCCCUACAAAGGUCCAGUCCCAUCAAUAAACAAUCCCAAGAAAUUUUAUAAUUUGGCUUACUUGUAUGAACACGGAAGACAAAAACGUAGUGGCAGUAGCGAGGCUUCAUCAUCUUCGUCCUCUUCUUCAUCGUCUUUUGCAUCUUCAUCAUCAUCUUCAUCUUCAUCAUCAUCUUCAAGUUCUGAAGAACACAAUUGGAACCAAAGUCUGAAGAGAAAAAUAAGAUCAGCAACACCUCCCCCUCAUUCCAGCAGCAGUUCCAGUGAAACUAGUAGUUCAUCUAGUAGCAGUUCAUCAUCCGACGAAAGCAGAGAUAGUCCUAUUAGACAGGGUUCUUAUUCUUCCUCCGGCUCUUCAUCCUCUAGCGAAAGCUCAUCAAGCAGCUCUAGUGAAGAGUAUCUUUCUCCUCAACCUCAAUUCAAUGAUGCUCCACAAAUUGAAUUCUUUCCCGAACAAAUGGUGAAUUUCCGCUCUGAAAGUGGGCAUACGGUGGAGAACUUGGUACGAUUGGCUAAGCAGAUUGGAAAAUACCUUCAAAACCCAAAUAAUAUUCCAAAAGACAGCGUUCUCACUUAUUAUUCAUUAUUAUCAUAUUUAGCAGCCGAAGCAAAUUACCAACAAUUGCAGCAAGCAACUGAAAAGUUGUAUUUCCCAGAGGAAAAAAGCAAUAAGGAAUCCUAUCCCGAUUAUACGUCUUGGCAAGCCUUCCGUGAUGCAGUGACACAAGCGGGUACCGGACCAGCUUUAAAGAUCAUCAGGUCAUGGGUCGAAAGUAGUAAGGUUAGCGCGAAUGAAGGAGCACAGCUCUUGGCAGUUCUACCCAGAUCCGCUCGCUUCCCAACAGUUGAAUACAUGGAGUAUUUUUUUAAUUUCGUGAAGAGCAGUCAUGUCCAAAAUCAAAAGUACCUUAAUGACAGUGCUAUCUUGUCAUUCUGUGAUUUGGUUAGAAGGUCACAAGUAGACGAAGAAAGUGCACACAAUCGUUAUCCUAUCCAUGUUACUAAAUCAAAAGUUCUCGAGAAAUUGCUAUCGUUCCUCGAGGAACAGCUGAGGAAGGCUGUUGAAAAAGGAGACUCUGUCAAAAUUCAAGUUUACAGCAGAUGUAUUGCCAUUACCGGCCAUCCAAAAAUUUGGGGUAUUUUCGAACCGUACCUAGAAGGAAAGAUUCUAAUAUCUCAUUUCCAGCGGUUGAUAAUGAUAGCAUAUUUGGGAGACGCGAUAAUAGUACAUCCUAAUGCCGCUCGUUCAGUUUUAUAUAAGAUCUAUGAGAAUGAGGGAGAAGUUCCAGCACUCCGGGUAGCAGCCGUUAUGCAACUCAUGAAGACCAACCCACCUGCUCAGUUACUUCAACGUAUGGCUGAGCGUACAAAUUAUGACCACAGUGAACACGUGAGUGCCGCUGUCAAAUCUGCAAUCGAGAGCUUAGCUAACGGAGAUUAUAAGGCCCGCCCAGAUUUAGUCAAAAACGCCCGCUUGACAGCGAAUCUACUUACCACCAAAAACUAUGGCUUCCAGUACUCACAAAACUUUAUCAAAUCGUAUGUUGCCAAGGAACACAGCACUUUAGAAUACCAGCACUACUUAACUUAUAUCCAGGGUCUCGACGGACUCUUCCCAAGCGCUGUACUAUAUAACCUUCAACGCAAAACAGGCGGUUACGUCCAUGAACCACAAACUAUAUCUUUUAUGUCUUCGAGCUCCGAAGAAUUAUUGAACCUCCUCUUCGAACAAUCUGGCUUUGGAAGCUACCAAAAAGAAUCAAACCACCAUAAACAACCGAAAAAAGGAUACCAGUCAAAAUACACGUACCAAAAAAUCAUCGAGAUUCUCAAUCCACAGUACGACGAACCACCUCAAGUAGAAGGAAACUUCUUCUUCUCAUUCCUAGGCUCUCCAAGAUUCUUUGCUUUCGACAAUCACACAAUCGAACAGUUCUCAGAAUAUUUCAAGCAAAUUCACCAGAAACUGCAAAAGGGCGUGAACUUCCACGAAACCAAAUACUACAACCAGUACUCUGUGGAAAUUGGAUUUCCUUUGGCCACUGGCGUUCCAUUCAUUUACUCUUACGAUGAACCAACAUUAUUCUAUGCAGAUGUUGAAGCUAAGGGACAUUUUCAGCAAGAGCAAGACAAAAACGAAUAUUAUCAGGUUCCUUAUAAAGCAUCUACUGAAGGAACAUACAAAUUCACUUGGUCUUCCCAAAAGAGGGGCAAGUUAGGAUUCAUAGCACCCUUCAAUGACCAGAAGUAUCUUGCUGUCGUUGAAAAGAGCACCCAAUUUUACAUUCCGUUCGUGGGCAAGUUGCAGUUCAAUGGACCUCAACAGUACUUCCAGGCUAGCAUUCAACCCUACAGCAGUUUGAGUAACGAACAGCAAAAGAUCUUCCAGCACAGUACUGACAUUUACACGACAUAUCAUAACUUGUAUGAUAUCAAACCUUACAUUAAGGGUAGCUAUGCAAGGCGCGUUCAUGUUGCAUCGAGCAAACAGUUUAAAAAAUCCUUUGGUCAAGCUUACACAGGUUAUGGGUUCCAAGUGGAAGCUAAGAGUGAAAAUGAUUUUACCGAUUACUUUAGAAUUUAUAAGGCUUUGAAAACUCUUGAUUAUGACUUCAUCUCAUCAGCUUUUUACAAUGACCUUGUUCAUACUCUGGCCAACAAUUACUAUGCCGUUAGUUUCGAUCCCCACUACAGUUCUUCAGAAAAGGUUGUAUUUAAACUGUAUUAUGACAACGCGGAACAAGGAGGCCAACAUAAGAAGACUACCAAACUCACGAAUGUUAGAGACAGAAGAACAAAACUUUCAGGAAGUAACCCGGCACAGCCAUCCUCUGUGGAGAGCCGAGUCGAUGAACUCUUUGCUAAUGCUUAUUCCGGCAUCCAGGAUGCGAAAGCAUACGUGUUUGACGCUUCCGUCACAAUGGAAGGUAGCCAAAACAAGGGACAGUAUGUGUUCACUUAUGCCCAUGCUGAAAGUCCUGUCUCUGAGAAAUCAAGAUACCUCGCUUACUUCAGUGCAUCGCCAUAUGAGGAAUCUCAAAAUGCCAAGCCUUUUAAGGCUGCUUUCCACGCCACUUUUAAGAACGCCCAAGUUCCAGUGUUCAAUUACCAAAAAGCAUACGAAUCUGACCCCACUUCUUAUGUUGAGGGACAAAUUAACUUUAACGACAAUGAUCAAUACAAGAUUUCUUUCCAGGGUAAGUUUGAGCAGUCUGCAGAAAGGAAGAACUAUGUCAAACAUAGCCCAUAUUCAGCCUUGUGCCAGCAGCAAAUGCAGCACAAUCAUUACAUCCAACAAGCCUGCCGCAAUGCUAGCUUACAUGCUAAUGUCCUUGAUAAAUAUCAAAUUACCUUCAAUUACCAAAAUGUUCCUGAGGAGUUCCAGAAAUCAACAUACGCAGCUCUUUCCUUAGCAAGGCAUAACGGUUAUCAAUACUAUCAGGAAGAAUUCCCAGGAGUCAAGAAUGAAGCUGGACGAGUCACAUUCCGUGCUAGAUUUUCAGAAGAUCUUAAUUAUUUCAACUUCUCCUUUGCAACACCACAUUUUAACUCUUAUUUUGAAAAUGUUGGUCUUCAUCAUCAGCUCAGACCUUUCUUCCUGCAUUAUCCUGCUUACAAUCAACUGUACUUUUAUUCGCCAUACUACUUUGACACUAAAUAUUAUGCCUCUUGCAGCUUAGACGGCAAUGAAGUGAAUACUUUUAAUAACCAGACAUUUUAUUAUGAAAAUGAAAUAAACAUGCCUGUCGUCCUGGCGUUCGCUCGCCCAGGAGAACACAUUGAGAGUACCGAAGAUUCAGAUGAAUACAAAACAUACUAUUAUGGAGGUUUCUCUGUGAUUGCUAAAAAUUAUGGUUCUAAUCAGAAGGAAGUAAGAGUUGCCCUUGAUGACGAUGAAAUAUACAUGCGUCCUUCAGGAAAUGGUGGGGUGACGGUCACUGCGAAUGGAGAAACGAUCCAAGUCGAAGAAAAUAAAAUUUCAAAAUGGGAAAACAAUGGAAAUAUAAUGGAAGCUUACUCCACGCCCGGUGGCAAUGACGUCGCAUCAUAUUUUCCUAAACACGGUAUCCAAGUACGCUAUGACGGCGAACGUAUUCUUCUGUCUGUCACAAAUCAUCACAGGGACCGCGUACGUGGUGUUUGUGGAACAUUUGAUGGAGAACCUGUAAAUGACUUUACUACUCCAUCGAACUGUGUCGUGAAAGACGUUCAACAAUUUAUAGAAUCUUACACUCUCACUGAACCAUCCUACCGUGGAUCAGCCAAACAACACAAACAACAAUCACCAACUGCAGCAUGUUACCCGAGAUCAGUUGUCUACGGAGAUGUUGUGUCAGACGCUUUAGCAGGAAGAGGACGCCAACUAACAACUUCGUCAGGUAAUCCUAAUGAUAUCCAAGGAGAACAUUCAAGAAUGCCUUCUUGCUCUUCCUACAAGGUUCACAUCAUCAAGGAAAAUGGCAGGGCCUGCAUCUCACGCAGACCGCAGGUGUCCUGCAACCCCAAUUGCAAGCCUACUAAGCAUAUAGAAAAACUAAUCGAUUUCCACUGUAUGUCCGAAUCUGAGAACAUGACCGGACAUUAUCUCCGAAUGGUCCAGAAGGGAGCUAAUCCAGAUUUCAGCCAGAAAGCUCCUAAUUCUAAAAUGAGGGUGAUGCUACCAGAAAGCUGCACUUCAAGUUAAAUCAAUGUAUUUUUUUUUAAACUAUUUAAUAGUUUAAUGAUAAAUAAAAAGGAAAAAAAAAAUGAUUUUUUUUUUUCAUUCCAGUAUUCCGAAAUCACUGACGAGGAACAUUUGCAGAAAAGAUUUUUUCUUUUCUUUCUCAAUCUUAUUUAUUGAUUGAAAGAAAAAGUAAUUGAAACAUGAUGAUUUAUAAUAUGUAGCAAUCAUAAAGUUAAACAUGACUUUAGCAUUAUUCAGCUGGUUAGGUAAAAUUUCUUAUCCAGAAGUACUUUAAAUUCCACAAAGAACCAGGAGAACGCCUCGGAAACCACUAUACUCAUAAAAUCUUUCUAACCGUUGGUAAUCAGACUAGCGUAUCUUCCUGCAAAUAUCGUUUGCAAUCACUUUAAAUAAAGCGGAAGGACAAACUUUAAAACAUAUUGGAGUACUGAAUUUUUUUUUUCCCUAGGUCAACUGAUUAAAUGGUUAUGUUUAAAUAUAUAUAUAUAUAUAAUGCCAACUCGUGGGUGAUUGAUCUAGAUAUAUAGAUCUAGAUUGGGAAAACUAAUAUAUACUUUUACUCCAAAGGGAAAUAAAUUAAAAUAUAAUUUAGGCUGAAGUACUGUUUGUUUUUUGGUUUUCUAAAACAUCAAAAUAUUUGAUUUUAUAAAAUGAAACUGAAGUCACUUUUUAUCAAGAAAUUUUUUUCUAUGCAUUGCACCUUUUGUUUUUGCACAUAUAUUUAGAAUGUUAUUAAUCUAACUCCACCCAGCUUCCUUUCUCAGGUACAGCCCGGCAUCUUGGGUUUCUCUCUGACAGACGACUGACAUGGAACACUCAUACUAGACUUAAAAGACAGGGACUUAACCAACGAUACAGCUAACUAUACAGACUACUAAAUAGAAAAUCUGAACUUUCUAUUGAAAACCAAUUACUGAUGUACAAGACAAUACUGAAGCCUAUUUGGACUUACGGACUAGAACUUUGGGGAAUAGCAAAAUCAAUCUCAUUCAUCCAGUACAAAAUCUUUUGACAAUAGUCGAAGCUCCUUUCUAUGUAGCAAACAAAAUAAUACACCAUGACCUCAAAAUCCCGUUUGUUCUAGACCUUAUCCCAGAAAAAUUCUCUGAAUUUCACCAGAACCUUACGUAUCACCCAAAUUUUCUUGCCCAAUCUCUGUCAAGCACCACCCAUCCCUAUAAUCCUCCAGCAAUAUUGAAACAGCAGUGGCCCCGCGACCUUUUGUAGUUUGUAUAUAUUGGAGCUCUGGCAAUGGCCAGAUUCUCCACUCAAGAUAUGAGUGUAUGUGGCUGCUUUAGCCUUUAUCGCUUUGCUCUCGAUCAAUCUCCGAUGGAUUUAGUACCAGUGAUGCGGUUGAGAGAGUAGCGCAUGGUUCUUCUGGAGUCUUGCUUUUCCCUCCAUAGUUGGAGGGGCAAGCCUGCCUCGGAGUUUCCUCUUCUAAUGUAUGCUUUUUUUAAUUUCCAUAUUUUCAAGUUAUUUUAUUUUAUUUAUUGUAUGUACUUUUUGAUUAUUACUUAUUUGUUAUUUCGCUUCUGUUUAUUUUAUAUUUGUUUGUACAUAUAGUGUGUGAAUGUGAUCUCACCUUUCUAUAACCAAUGUUCAAGUGUCAGAAUGUUGAAAUGUUCAAUAAAUAAAUAAAAAAUCUGUGCGGUGUGCGCAUCACACAACAUUCAUUUACCAUCCUCUUCUUAGCAAAAAUCAGUAUUUUCAGAUAAAGGGGAAGUGAAAGUAAAAUUAUAAACGCUAUAUUGAUUUAUAUUUUAUUGUGGAUAUUGGUAUUUAUUUAAGUACCCUCAUAUAUACAAAUUUUAAUAUUUAUAUCACUGUAAUCUAUACAAUUAAAUAUUAAAUAAUACCAUCGAAAACAUUUAGGAAUACCGCAACUUUCAUACGACUUUUCAUUUUUGAGCUAGACCUGUCACAUACAUACAGACAUACAAAUACCAUUUUGCGGGACUUGUUUAUUUGGACUCAGGGGACCUCAUAACAUGUAUUUCCGUUGAAAACUCAGGUUCGAAAAUUUUCACGGUCGUAAUACUUUCCUUUAUCAUAUAUUUCAUAUAUAUAUAUAUACAUAAGUGAAAGUAAAAACUAAAUAAAUAAAUUAAUCAUAUACUAUGGGUUAUAGUUGUUUGCAACAUAGUAGACGAACGUGAUGUCUCGCUGCUCCAUUAUAUCGUUGGGGUGCUACACAACGAGGAUCUAGGGACAGGUAGCUGAUGAAUCUUCUACUUUUUUUACAUCUUCCUUUAAAUUGAAACCCUUCCCUCUCCCCCCCCCACGUUUCCCUCCUGCUGUUACUAAAUAGAAAUAUUAUUAAAUCUGCUCUUCACAUGAGGCCUCUUCCAUUGUGCCAUUGUCUGGCCGGUGAAAGAGUUGAAUGUCACAGCGGGGGGCUUGCUCUCAGAAGUGAUGUCAACAGUAUACAAUGGUAUUAAAAGCCCCCCUUCACGUCAUCUAAAAUAACAACUCUGGUCGACAUCACGUGUCUCUAUGGUAAAUACAUAAUAUAAAAUGCGGAAAAUUCCCCUCGCUUAUAUUAUGUAGAAUUUUCCAUUGAUGAUAGGAAUAAGUGGGGUGCCACUUUUAUGUAACUUUACUAAUCCAUGUAUUUUAGGUCUAUUGUAGUUAGCGUUAAUAUGUUUAAUUUCGCUCAAUUAGAAAUUGUCAAGGUUAAUAAUAAAGUUUGUUACAUAAAAUAUGGACAUCAAAGCAAGGUCAAUCUAAAAAUGUCCUUAAUGAUUAAUAAUUUACGUAGUUAAAUUAGUGACACUUACUAGUUUAUGUUUUAUCCUACGACUGUAUAAUAUUUAUGUGGAAUUCUCCAGUUGGAAGGUUAUAUAAUGUUAUAUUUUCCAUUAUGCCUAACAGGGAAGCCCAUCCCCUCCUUCCAAGGCAGAUAACGUAUAAACUUUUCCCCACCCCUCCUAAGAUAUUUUAUUCCUCUCUCCUUCUUUAAAACAGUGCAAACGAAAGUAGAAUCUGAACAUUCGUAUAUUAUAUACCAUUACACAUCCUGUUGUCUGAUAUGAAACUUUUCAUAUUGAACACUCAUAACCCCUUCGGAUUCUGCCCCCUUUAAAAUUGAAAACCCCUUCAAAAAGUGCCUCCCUCAUUAACUUUGCUGGCGUAACUUGAGAUGCCUAAGAACGUCUGCUAUUAUUCUUCUUAUUUUUAUAUACUGCAAAUAACGUUGUCAAAAUAAAAUUCCAAUGUUGUAAUAAUAUUAGCAUUUGUACUAUAUAUUAGCAUGAACUCGUUAUCAUUUGGAUUUGGACACUAUAUUUUUCCCUCUCCUACUCUCUAACAAGGGGUUGGGUUAAGAUACAAUUUUGAAUAAUAUAUCAUUACAAAAAGACGAAAUCAUGAAAAUUUCCUUCGCUUACAGGUAUGCAGGCCCGAUUUUUAUUUUAUGAGAUAUUUUAAUCCAUAUGUAAAAUCAAUUCAAUUAGUCGAUUAUAGUCAACUUUACCCGAGCGUUGAAACCGAGCGAAAUAUGACAGAUCAAUCUCCACAAAAAAACUGCAAAACGUGCCUAGAGAGGUUUUCACUUCGAUAAGGAAAUUAAAUUAUUCAGCGUAUCAUAAGAUGAAGGAACCAUUUCCUAUUUUUUCGGUAAUUGUAAUCGACAAAAGAAAAGAAAAUGAUUACAAAACUUCCUUUUUGUUAUAAAACCGAAAUGUUAAUAACCUGUAUCUCACCUAAUCAUAGUCCGAAUUCGAUAAUAUUCUUUUGUUCUGUAGGCAAUUUAGUAAUCUUUCAUAUAAUAGCGGAUGACUUUCGAAAAAAACUAAGGAUAAGUGCCUAGGUGAAAAUUUGAGGGGAAAAAACAAAUUUUCGAUUGCUAUAAAAAUUCGUAUUUGUGGAUUUCGUAUCUAGAGGUGCGAAAUAAAAAUAUCAACAUUGUUUUCCCUUAAAAAAAUAUUUGAACCCCAUUCAAUUCUUCGGUCGGUACCUUAAUUGUUUCAAAUUUAAAUAUGUCUAAUUAAUUUCAAUGACUUUUUUUUUUUGGUUUUGUUUGUAACAAAAAAUGUUGACCGUAAGAUGGGGUAACUUUGGGACUGGGUGGGUAACCUUGAGCCAGGGGGUGAUUUAAAAAAAUUAAAUCUUCUACCACCAUUCGAUGCAACUUACACUCUCCUUUUGAAGGUUACUGGGCUAUCUACAGAACAUAGAUUUUCUCAGGGUGCCCAGAAGGGGGCUUCAUGGCGCCAAGUUGCGCUAUCAAAAUUUUUAAGAAUAUUUUGACAGAUAUUUGAAUUUUUGAGGGGGGCAAAAUAUCGACGGAGUUAUGAAUUUUCGGACCAAGGGACAACCUGAAAACAUGGAACAGACUGCAGCAAAUGUGAUUGUAUAUGAUCUACGAUUUUUUUCUAAUUCAUCUUUGCUUGGUUUGUUUUUAAGAAAAGGUGACUAAUAAAAGAUCUUGAGAGGAGGAGAGAGGGUAUGUUCUUGCGCCAUUGAGCUUGGAGAGGAUGGGCACCUCUGGAUUUUCUUCUAUCUGGUUAUGUUUUUAAUAGUUUGUGAAAUGUCAAACGCUCCUUUAAUGGUUAAUCAACUCCUCAAAGUUCGUGUGAGGAUCAGUGAAGACUCUAUAGAUGGAAGAGCAUUCUUCGGGAGAACACAUUAAAGGAAUGGAACCAGCGGUGGGUGACGAUGCCAAAAGGGACUACGCUAAGAAAAUACUUCCCCACCGUUCGUUCAAGAAUGGAACAGACAUGGGUUCUCUCGGACUAAUGGGUCUCACAGUUCCUCACAGGGCAUGGGGGUUUCCGAGCAAAGCUCGUUGAAUAUGGCAAGAACAUCGAUCCCCUAUGCCCAAGUUGCAGAGUGCCGGAGACCGCCGAGCAUAUCAUC
Nezara viridula (southern green stink bug) is the source of this 10525-nucleotide messenger RNA. The record is from the annotation of a GenBank genome assembly. NCBI's taxonomy places the organism in Eukaryota, Metazoa, Arthropoda, Insecta, Hemiptera, Pentatomidae.